AUGUAUCUUCUUGUGGCGGGGGCUGGGGUGGACCCACGUACACCCGCGCUGACAUCACCAACUCUCACACGAAUUACCACGCCGCCCACAUUAAUCCAGAGACCUCGGAGGGCAACAGCAAACUACUCCACAGAGAUCUAUGCCAGAAACGGCCAAGGACCGCGCGUUGUGGACAGUACCAACAGGAGGAGGGUCGAGCAGUAUCAUGAGUCAGUGAGUGAAGCUGAUCCGGAGGAACAGCUCCGCUCACGGGACGAGCAGCUAGCAAAUGGGAGACAAGUGGUCUGUACUGAAACGGAGGAUGAGACGGAUGAUCAGAGGAUGGAAGAGGAAUUGGAUGACGAAACGGUUGGUGAGGAGACAGAGGCCGAGGCAGAAUAUGGUAGUGAUGAUGAUCGUGAGGAUGACGAGCGGAACGAGGAAGAGGACGAUGAGAUGGACGAGGAGGAGUCGGGCUGUGCCACGUAA
Messenger RNA from Sycon ciliatum, 468 nucleotides. RefSeq names its product glutamic acid-rich protein-like. Lineage: Eukaryota; Metazoa; Porifera; Calcarea; Leucosolenida; Sycettidae. Bases 1 to 468 code for a protein of 155 amino acids. The record is from RefSeq and is a predicted model, not a curated record. The transcript has 2 exons.